Lasiodiplodia theobromae is the source of this 1383-nucleotide messenger RNA. RefSeq lists its product as uncharacterized. The coding region runs from base 1 to 1383 and encodes 460 amino acids. The transcript has 2 exons. NCBI's taxonomy places the organism in Eukaryota, Fungi, Ascomycota, Dothideomycetes, Botryosphaeriales, Botryosphaeriaceae. The record is from RefSeq and is a predicted model, not a curated record.
AUGGGCUACGACAUGGGUCUCAUGCCUGCCAUCGAUCCAGGCGUAUCCAAUUGGUUCUUCUGGAUCUGCUCACAAAAGUACAAUUACGACACUUCAAAAGAAGACGUGCCGAGCCUUUGCAGUGACGGCGCUUGGAAAAAUGCCAACAAGGAUUCGUCAUGGACUGUGUAUGGAUUCGAGGUCGACCACUGCCUGAGCGAGAAGGUUGACACUCAAUGCAGCCUCAACGUCGGGCUGAAUCUUCUCAUAGCCGUCAUUGUCUUCAAUGUCGUCAAGGUCAUGACCAUCAUCGCCACGAUCAUUGUUGUGAAAGAUCGUCCAUUGAUCACGGUUGGAGACGCUGCCUCUUCCUUCAUCAAAAUUCCUGACGAAGCAACCAAAGGCAUGUGUCUGUAUUCCAGGGUUGAUUUUGAAUCAAAGAAAAAAGAUGGCAAAGCAUACCAUCCGGUCGCUGCUCCGAGGAAGUUUGAAGUGAAGCAGGAACGCUGGUCCAGCGCUGCGAGCAAGCGUCGCUGGCGAGUAGCAAUAUAUCUAACAGGCACCGCCCUCGCAGGAAUCCUCUCCUUCUUCCUCGUCGCCAUCUUUAUGCUAAACGGGCAAUACAACCAACUCUCCAAACUCUUCAGCGUCGGCCUCGGCACGCUCAACCCCUACACGCUCAUCCAAGGCUGGGCACUCGCCAGCACCGGCGACGCCGCCAUCAUCCAAACCGUCCUCAUCGCCAACUUCCCACAACUCCUCCUCUCCUUCCUCUACUUCGUCCUCAACAGCCUCUUCACCAGCAUGGCCCUCGCCGCCGAAUGGUCGCAUUUCUCCUGCUCCUCCUCCUCCUCUUCCUCCCCUGCCCGCGGCCUCCGCGUCACGCACCCGCGCGGCUCCCAGCGUUCAACCUACUUCCUCUCGCUGCCCUACCGCCUGGGCCUGCCGCUCCUCGCCGCCUCUACCUUUCUGCACUGGACCAUCUCGCAGAGCAUCUUCGUCGCCCGCAUCGAGGGCCGUUCUGCCACCGACGGCCCCGCUAACCUCAACGACCUCGAAGAAACCAACUGGCAGCCCGUCAUCACCACCUGCGGCUACUCGCCGCUCGGCAUCUUCCUCGCCCUGCUGACCGUCGCGGCCGUCGCGGGCGCGGCGCUCGCGCUGGGGAGGUGGGGAGGGGGGUUGGGGACGGGUGGUGGGAUGCCCAUCGCGGGGAGUUGUAGUUUGGCGAUUGCGGCGGCGUGUCAUGCGCCGGAGGGGACGGAGGCGGAGGAGGUGGUGAGGUGGGGGGUUGUUGUUGGUGGGGAGGAUGGAGGAGGGGGAGGAGGAGGAGUGCGUGUGGGGCAUUGUGCUUUUUCGAAUGGGGAGGUUGGAGAGCUGGUGCCGGGUAGGCUGUAUGCGUAG